Phycodurus eques (leafy seadragon) is the source of this 1116-nucleotide messenger RNA. RefSeq names its product proteasome 26S subunit, non-ATPase 10 (gene psmd10). Gene Ontology annotation, molecular function: protein binding. Bases 7 to 687 code for a protein of 226 amino acids. The record is from RefSeq and is a predicted model, not a curated record. The transcript is spliced from 5 exons. NCBI's taxonomy places the organism in Eukaryota, Metazoa, Chordata, Actinopteri, Syngnathiformes, Syngnathidae.
UUAAGAAUGGAGGGCUCAGUAUCAAACGUUGAAGUGUGUAAUUUGGCAUAUUUGGGUCAGUUUGAGAAACUAAAAGAGUCCAUUUUAUCAGAUAAAACCCUUGCCUGCAAAACGGACCAGGAUCACAGAACUGCCCUACAUUGGGCUUGUUCGGCUGGCCAAACCAACAUUGUUUCAUUUCUACUUGACCUGGGAGUUGAAGUGAACCUGCAAGAUGAUGCUGAAUGGACCCCUCUUCACAUUGCAUCGUCUGCAGGCAGAGAAGACAUUGUCAGAGCAUUAAUAUCCAAAGGGGCUCAGCUAAACUCUGUAAAUCAAAAUGGAUGCACUCCUCUACAUUAUGCUGCCUCCAAGGACAGAUAUGAGAUUGCCUUGCUGUUGCUUGAAAAUGGAGCAGACCCUAAUGCUAUGGACAAACUUGAUUCCACUCCACUUCAUAGAGCAUCUGCCAAGGGCAACUGUCGCCUGAUCCAGCUGCUUCUCAAACAGAGUGCCUCGACCAACAUCCAGGAUUCGCAGGGCAACACAGCACUCCACCUGGCGUGUGAUGAGGAACGUGUUGAAGCAGCAAAGUUGUUGGUGGAACACGGAGCCAGCAUUUAUAUCGAAAACAAGGAGGAGAAAACCCCUCUCCAGAUGGCCAAGGGUAGUCUGGGCAAUGUACUUCGUCAAAUUGUGGAAGGAUGAUGCUUUACCAAACUAAAGGUUUCAGCUGCAAACCACACCAUUGUCAUCCCCCAUCCUUAUGGAGUGGCUUGUUGUGACAAGUGGAAGUAUUUGGCUUCCUCAUCAGUAGCACAGAUAUUAACAUAUCUGACCAAAAACAAUGAAUAGCACGGGCCAAAACUUCCGCUGACCUUCUGUGAAGUUUGUAUUGUUAUAGAUUAGUUAAUAAAAUCAAUGUUAUGCUUGUUAAUAAUGUGUGGCUUUAUUGUAUAAACUGUUACGAACCAAUUGCCCUCUUGGUGGAUGGAGCAAUAGUUAAGCUACAAAGAGUGACGUGCAUUUGUACUUUGUUACUGUACACAAGCCGAUGUUAGCUGCCACAUUGGUGGCAUGACUUAUUUGUAACAAGAGUGUUCAUAUUACAAUAAAUGCUUUUGGUUUGAAGUUUUA